Hansenula ciferrii is the source of this 1428-nucleotide messenger RNA. It is a transcript of the gene CTI6, whose product is annotated as Cti6p. The record is from RefSeq and is a predicted model, not a curated record. The transcript has a single exon. Gene Ontology annotation, biological process: negative regulation of rDNA heterochromatin formation; negative regulation of silent mating-type cassette heterochromatin formation. The coding region runs from base 1 to 1428 and encodes 475 amino acids. NCBI's taxonomy places the organism in Eukaryota, Fungi, Ascomycota, Saccharomycetes, Phaffomycetales, Wickerhamomycetaceae. Gene Ontology annotation, cellular component: Rpd3L complex; Rpd3L-Expanded complex.
AUGCCCGCUUUAAGAAGUACGAGAAGAUCUGAUAAGAAUCAACCUAAACAAGAGGAGUUUGAAGAAGAAGAACCUUAUGAUGAAGAAGUUGAACCUUAUGAUGAAGAUGAAGAAGAAGCUGAAACUCGUUGUAUAUGUGAUCAAAUGGAUCCUCCUGAUGAAAAUGGUCUGUUUAUUCAAUGUGAAAAAUGUUCUGUUUGGCAACAUGGUUAUUGUGUUUCAAUUUCUGAUUUAGUACCUGAAAAAUAUUGGUGUGAAUUAUGUAAACCUGAAUUACAUACAAUUAUAAUUAGACCUGAUUCAAAAAUGACUAAAUAUUUACCUGUUCAACCAAAAGAAUCAAAUUCAACAACAAAUAAACGUAAAAAUAGACGUACAGCUGCUAAUUCAACAACAAAUACAACAUCAACAACAACUGAUCAAAAACAAACAAAACAAAAUGAUAAAGAAUUAAGUGCAUCUGCUCAAUCUAAAAGAGAUAAAGAAGAAUUAGAAGAAUUAACUUUGAAAAGAAGAAGAGAUAGAGGUACUUAUUCUUCAAGAGAAGAUGCAAGAUAUGAAGCUUUAAUUCAAAGAGCUAUUGAAGAAAGUAAAAGAGAUGCUAAAAAUGGUGAUUUGAAAUCUGAUGAAGAACAAAAUGAUUCAAAAACAAGAAAUUCAAAAACAAGAAAUUCAAGAUCUUCAAGAAGAAGUAGAAAAACUAAAAAUCAUGAUGAUUCUAUUGAUGAAGAAAAUAAUGAUGAUGAAGAUGAUGAAGAUUCAAAAGGUGUUAAAAAUGAAGAUAAUGAUGAACAAAAUGAUAAUAACAAUAAUAAUGAUCAACAAAAACAUGAAGAUUCGAAAAAGCAUUCACCAACAAAUAAUAAAAGAAAAAAAUCUGAAGAAAUUGAUGAUAAUCAAAAUGAUGAAUUUUCAAAUCAAUAUACUUCUUCACUUACUGCUGAUACAACUCUUAGACCACCAAGUUCCAAAAAUUCCAGAUCAAACAAUUCAAAUCAUCUAACAGGUACUGAAUUAGAAUCAAAUAAUGAAUCAUCAACAACAAAAUCACGUAAAAGAGCAAAAAAAUCUAAAACAACAAGUACAUCAUCAACAACAACAAAUAAUAAAUCACCACAAAAGGAUAAAGAUUCUUCAAUAGAUUUUAAUAAACCAAUAAAACCAAGAUUACCACAACAAAGAACAACACUAAAUGAAAUGAGGAAAAGAGUUGCUGCUAUAUUAGAAUUUAUUGGUAGAACUCAAAUUAAUUUAGCAAAUGAACAAAAAGAUGAAAAUGAAUUAACAAAAUUUAUUGAAGAUGAAAAUCAAAAAGAAAUUUUAGAAAAUUUAUUUAAAAAUUAUAAUGGAUCUUUGGAAUUAAUGGAUGGAUUAACAAGGAAAUUAUUAAUUUGGGAACAAAAAUUUGGAAAAUUUGGUGAUAAAUAA